Molecule: messenger RNA, 918 nt
Organism: Otolemur garnettii (small-eared galago)
Lineage: Eukaryota; Metazoa; Chordata; Mammalia; Primates; Galagidae
Gene: PMF1
Product: polyamine modulated factor 1
Exons: 5
Coding region: 167-784 (205 amino acids)
Biological process (GO): chromosome segregation
Cellular component (GO): MIS12/MIND type complex
Source: RefSeq, a predicted model, not a curated record
GGUACCCGACGCGGACCUCCCGGGGUUGUCAGCCUCGGCAAUGCCUUUCAGUCGCUCAGUGAUAGGCAUUCCUAUGAGCCAAUCGGAGGCGCCCAUGGUGUGGCCAAUAGGGAGCUGCCGCAGGCGGGCUGGGCGGGCCGGUUAGAUUUGGCGGUUCGACUUCAAGAUGGCCGAGGCAAGUAACCUAUCGGCGGGUGGACCCUAUGAGAACAGCGGGCCUGAGGGGUCGCCUUCUGAACCUGUGCCACCAGGCGCUACCGUUUCGAGGGUGAAGCUUCUCGACACCAUAGUGGACACCUUUCUCCAGAAGCUAGUCGCCGCCGGGAGCUACCAGAGAUUCACUGACUGUUACAAGCACUUCUACCGGUUACAGCCUGAGAUGACACAGCGAAUCUAUGACAAGUUUAUAACUCAGUUGCAGACAUCUAUUCGGGAGGAAGUCUCAGAAAUAAAAGAGGAAGGGAACCUGGAAGCUGUCUUGAAUGCCUUGGAUAAAAUUGUGGAAGAAGGCAAAGCCCAAAAGGAACCAGCCUGGCGCCCCAGCGGGAUUCCGGAGAUGGACCUGCACAGCACCAUCGCACCCUACUUCUUGCAGCAACGGGAUACCCUGCAGCGGUGUGUGCAGAAGCAGGAGGCUGAGAACCGGCAGCUUGCAGAUGCCAUCCUGGCUGGGCGCAAGCAAGUAGAGGAGCUGCAGCUCCAGAUCCAGGCCCGGCAGGAGGCCUGGCAGGCUUUACACAGAGAACAGAGGGAGCUGCUGGCUGUGCUGAGAGAGCCUGAGUGAGGAGAUGGCUGGGCCCAGAAGCAGAGGGCAGUCAAGGUCGAGGGCAAGGCCUUUGGUCCAGCACGCUAAGCCUGGGCAAGCAGCCUCCAAGGCAGGAGUCCUCAAACUACAGCCCACGGGCCACAUGCAGCUCG